AUGACUCGAAGCAAAGCUUCUACGACAAAGCCAAGCGACAGCGAACGCCCACCAACACGUGUGGGUUCACCCGGAUGCAGUUCAGAAAGUGAGAAUAAUAUUUCCUUUGAUACAGCGACAUUGAUUGGAAAGAGUCGACGGAAGAGCUCUUCUACUAUAUCAACGAUACAAUCUACAGGCAAAAAUGCACCUGAAACGACGUCGACAUCGAGCAGUUAUGUCCCUCCACAAAGAACACCGGAUCCGGUCAAAUUAGCUGCGGCGAAAAAGGCCUCGGAAUCUUCAAAGUUGCAAGAAACUGCUCAGAAACAAGAAAAUGGAAAGAAAGGCAAGGCGGUCGACGUCAAGCUCGUCCCGACGAUCAAGUUCCACUGCAAAAGGCGUCCUCUUACGCGACCUGUUGAGAAACGAAGAUCGAAGCGAUAG
Molecule: messenger RNA, 426 nt
Organism: Cooperia oncophora
Lineage: Eukaryota; Metazoa; Nematoda; Chromadorea; Rhabditida; Trichostrongylidae
Source: the annotation of a GenBank genome assembly